Messenger RNA from Siniperca chuatsi (mandarin fish), 3596 nucleotides. RefSeq names its product gap junction beta-2 protein-like. Gene Ontology annotation, cellular component: connexin complex. Bases 2111 to 3064 code for a protein of 317 amino acids. Gene Ontology annotation, biological process: cell communication. The record is from RefSeq and is a predicted model, not a curated record. NCBI's taxonomy places the organism in Eukaryota, Metazoa, Chordata, Actinopteri, Centrarchiformes, Sinipercidae. The transcript is spliced from 8 exons.
GUUCUCAAGGUUGCACAUCUAUUAAUUACAGGUCUAAUGAUUAAACAUACAAGACCCCCCCAGUCUUAUUCUUUAUUUGACUGAUUUGACUGUAGCCAACAAGGGCAAGAACUCGUGUUGUUUUGUCAUAAUGACGUUUUUGCUUUAUGCAAGAUAUUUAUUUUUGUUUGCAUAAAAAAAGCUACUGAAGAGCAACAUAGUUUGCUUUAAAUUUUAGAUUUUAUUGUAUAAUGUCCUGAUGUCCAGGACUUUUUAAAUGGUCUGCCCUGUUAAUAUGAUGUAGUAUCACAGCUUCAUCCCAUCUCUGCAAAGUGCAGUGCAGAAACAUCACAGCAGUGAGAAGUUACCAUAAGGCAGCAAAGGAAAUCUGAAUCUAGCAGAGAACCUGUUCAAUGUUACUGAAGAGAAAACAAAAAUGUGCAAGUUCCAGAAAUCAUCAGGAUGUCUCGCAGUGCUUGUACAGACUUUCAUACAGUAGAGUGGCUGAUCCAGGAUCAGUCAGCCAAGUCCACCUACGGAAGUGAGACCUUCAGUCACAUGCUGCUCUCCCCCUCACUCAUUACAGUGCGUGUGUGUGCUUUUCUGGGUAACAUACAUGUGAGUGUUGUGCAGUGUGUGUUUCGUACAGUGUGUGUGUGUGUACAUACUGACACUGGCCCCCUCUGUUCUCCUGCUGGCUGGCUGAUCAGGAGCUACUCUAACAAUCAACUCUAUUUUACCUCUCUCUCUUUCUCCCUACUCAUUCACUUUGUGUGACCCCCACUCAUCAGAAUGGAUGGCACGGACCUGCAUGAAACAAUCCUCCAGCCUUUCUCUCUGUGUUUUUUUUUUUUUUUAGCCCUGUCCUGACUGAAAGAUCAAACAGUGGGUCUUUGAGUCUGGUCCUGACACAGAUAUCCAUUCAUUGAUAUGCAUCAGGAAAAUAAGUGUCGCCGUUAUACCCCUAAUGACUCCAUUAGAAUCACUGACGCCCUCUCUCUCAACCCAGGUUGUUUUCCUGCCCCUCGAGAUCAUUGCAGCUCAUUUUGCAGGUCAUGUUAUAUGCAGUGAUGUGACACAGUGCCUGCAAUUCACCACCAACAACUCUUGCUUCAUUGUUCCUUCAAUAUACUGGUGCACCGAUGUCUACACAUUUUUACAUCCCAACUUACACUAUAUACCUACCCUAUCAUAGCUCAAGCAGAAUAUGCAGAAUACAUUACUGCUCCUUCAAAAGCUUUCAUUGCAGUUUUGUGAGCGUCCACAGUGUAAGCUGAGGAAGUUGCUUUUGCUCCCACACUUCAACAAACAGUGGGGAAAAGCGGUUACAGUCGUUAGCAGCACACAGAGCAGCACUGUCCUGCAGGCUGACUGCUGCCAAGUGAUGGCUUGGCUCAGAAAAGUCACUUUGAAUCUCUACCUGUGUCCUAUUACAGUCACAAAGGGAUCACACACACACACACCUUUGCACUACAAUGCAACUUUGUUCUUUCAACCCUUUGACUUCCAUGCUGCAUGGGCACCCUGUAAGAACAAUAGAUGGUGACCAUUUUAUAUUUGAAGUUGGUUUGUGUAACAUUUGUGAACAUCCUUGCUGUCAAAUCAAUGGUGGUACCAUGGCAUAUUUAAAGGAGCAUUCUGCUGGUUUUACACAUGAAAUUCAGUUUGCUUGUUACAAAGAGUUCUACUCAGCCUGCAGAAACAGUUGCGUAAUGUCCCCUGUGGCUCUGGAGGAGCUUUCCAAAGUAAAAAAAACAACCCCCAGAUGAUGUCAUCAGGGUUAUCUUGGCUUGGGCUUGAGACUAUCAAGAAAUCCCAAUUCAUGCUUGCUGCACCCGCGUGUCUACGUGGAUUCAUGUAAAUUUCAUCAUCUGCUCAUGUGCAUGACAUGUCCAGAGGAGCUCUUCUUCUUGCUGUCGUGAGGUCGGCAUCUUGUUUUCUUAGUGCGCAUGUCUGGAGUGCGUCUGCAUCCACAUGUCUCCAGUUGUAGUAUGUAUAGAAGCGUGUGCGUGUCCGCAGCUCCCCAUACUGAAGUAUAAACAAACUUUAAAAGUCUAGAGGCACGCUAUCUGCUCUGUGUGGUUGUACUUAGGCACAGCAAUGCUUUGAGCUGAAUACUUACAUCAUCAGCAUGCAAACAUCCUCACAAAGACUGCUGAUGUUUAACAGUCCUCACAGGAAGUCAUCUCAUAUUGUUCUGGCUGAUUUGACAGUGGCGGUGCAUCUUUUAUUUCAUGCAAAGGAAGCAGGAGCUGCAGGACCAUGUGGAAUAUUUUCCCGCAAACAACCUGACUCUCCAGACUCAAGGAUGUCUUGGCCAGCUCUGUACGCUCAGUUAGUCGGAGCAAACCGUCACUCCACCAGCCUGGGUAAAGUCUGGCUCUCGGUGCUGUUUGUUUUCCGGGUCAUGGUGCUGGUUGUUGCUGCUGAGAGCGUCUGGGGAGACGAGCAGUCUGACUUCACCUGUAAUACACUACAGCCUGGCUGUGAAAAUGUCUGCUAUGAUCAGUUCUUCCCUGUCUCCCACAUCCGUCUCUGGUGUCUUCAGCUUGUCUUUGUCUCCACACCAACGCUCCUGGUAACUAUGUACGUGGCCUAUCGGAACCAUAGCGAUAAGAAGAGGCUCCUACAGAGUUCUGGUAGAGCUGGUUUCCUCAGCAACAAAGGCCAGGAGGAAGAGUUGGAGACUCUAAAGAGACGGAGACUCCCAAUAGCUGGUGCCCUCUGGUGGACGUACGCCUGCAGCCUGGUGUUCAGGCUGUUGUUUGAAGGAGGCUUCAUGUAUGCCCUGUACGUGGUAUAUGAUGGUUUCCAGAUGCCACGGCUGGUGCAGUGUGACCAGUGGCCGUGUCCUAACCUGGUGGACUGUUUCAUCUCACGCCCCACCGAGAAAACCAUCUUUACCGUGUUCAUGGCCACUGCCUCUUCUAUCUGCAUGGUCCUUAACAUGGCUGAACUUGCAUAUCUUGUCACCAAGGCUGUCACUAGGGUUCACUGUGGACAGAAGGAAAGGAAAACAGGCAGCAAAUCCAGCAGAGAGAGGACGCAGAAUAAGACAAACCAGAAGUUACAUGUCUCAACCUGAGGAAGCAGCAACAAGGUGGAUGAUACAUGCAGACGAAAGACUUGAAACACUUUAAAGCUGUAUAAUUACAAGUGGCACACAUGUGAAUGACCCCAAACAUGUGUAAAUACAACUCAAAAAGUGAACAUUUUCUAUGAUACCCGAGGUGUUCAAAUGUAACAUUUAAGGGGCGGAGAGGAUGGAAUCAGUGUCAGCAACUCAAAACUGUAUUUUUACAUGAUAUUAUUUGAGAUUGUGUGUCAGUACUUAGUUUGUGAUUAUAACUUUUGUAUAUUUUAAUGUAACAGCAAAAAUAGGCCAAGACAGAAAGUGUAUAACAAUGCUGAGUAGAAUCUCGAGCCAUCAUGCCAUCUAUUGGGCAACAAGAAAACAACAUGAGGAAAGAAAUGUGAGGGCUCACUAGCAGCUACACACACAUUACUAUACACACACACACCGAAAAGUUGUUUGUCUUUUUCAUGGAUUCAUUGAAUCUAAAUGCACUCACCAUUUCUUACUUUAUAUCCACAAAUAAAGUUUUAUCUUAUUGUAA